Molecule: messenger RNA, 3146 nt
Organism: Mercenaria mercenaria
Lineage: Eukaryota; Metazoa; Mollusca; Bivalvia; Venerida; Veneridae
Product: zinc finger protein 862-like
Exons: 7
Coding region: 626-2803 (725 amino acids)
Molecular function (GO): protein dimerization activity
Source: RefSeq, a predicted model, not a curated record
UUCUAGCCAGGCUAUUAUCGCCUGUCGCGUGCGACAUGCCUUCAGGCUUUGAGUUGUAUAUUCGACAUCCCUUAUUUCCCCCGUCAUCCCUUAAUUGCCAAAGCGACAUGUCAUAAACGCAUCCAAUUUAAACACCCUGAUUAAUCCGAUAGUGUAUUCGAGAGGCUGCCACGUGCUCGACCGAUAGUUUAUGUAAAGCGAUGUCGGUUAAGAUAACCAAUUAACCAAUGACAGCUCUAUGCUGAACGUGUGACGUUAAUUUAAUCGUAGCUCCGCCUUUAAAUCCUUUGACAAGCGGUAUCUUGUGAUGUGUACAUGAAAGUGAAUGUUUUCGUAAGUUUUAAGAUUAUUUAUGUCAUUAGAAUAUAAUGACAGAUGAUUCAACAAUUAUCGUCCGAAAGUUUUUCGCAAUCAAGGAAAGACAAUGGAAGGUACUAAGUCAAAAAUUGUGCAACUUUUGAACAAUUAUCGGCGUAAUCUUAAUGUUUUUCACAUGUAUGAAAUGUGUUUUCUGGGAUGGAAUAUCGAAAAGACAAUGCCAGAAUUAAUGUUUUCUGCCGUCACUUUCAAAAUAGAACUUGUAGAGAAAACUUUGAAAUACUGUGGAUCUAUUACUUAAUUAUUGAUGAUGCCUGGAAAUAAACGUAAAUCAGAGUGUGGGACAUUGUUAAACAUGAACUAUUUCAAGAAGCUCCGGAAGGAGAACAAUGUUAGUGAUUCAAUAAUAGAGGAGACUGUGAGUUGUGAAAAGCGCGACGAUUCUGUAAAUGAAUUCAUUCCUGGACCAGGUACACCGGAGAAAACUGUCACAAAUCCAGAUUCCCACCCAGCCACGCCGAAUGGCCAAAGGAAAUCUGGCAUUGAUCCCAAAUGGAAACCAGCGUUUCCCUGGAUGACAGUUUCUGAGAACGGCCAAGGUAUGUUGUGUUCACUUUGUGUUAAGCAUCAGAAAAGGCCAAAGAAGUGUGUUCCUGGUAGAGCCGUGUGGGUUGACAUUCCAUGUACAUCUAUAAGGCGAUCCUCUCUAGUUAAUCAUAAGGACUCCGACUCACACAAGGAAGCAGUGGUGUUUGACGUUGCAGAAGCAAAAACAGGUGGUGGGAUCGAGGCUGGUUUCGUGAGGGAAGAACAUGUGAACCGUGAGGCAAUGAAAGCAUCCAUGACACUGCUGUACUUUCUGUGUAAAGAGGAAAUUCCCCACACCACCAAACACAAACCAUUAGUGGAUGUAGCCAAGACAUUAGGAGUGGAUGUGCUAAAUAGUUUGGAGAAGGGGGGUAAUGCCAAGUACACAUCAGAUGAUCAUGUGCAGGAAGUGGUGAACAUUUUUGGUGAUACAAUAUGGGAGCCCAUAAGGCAGGAAAUUCAGGAUUCUGUGUUCUAUAGUGUUAUGGUUGAUGAAACAACAGAUAUAAGUGUUACAUGUCAGUUAAUUUUGUAUGUUAGGUACCUUAAGGAUGGCAAGAGUAAGACUGUGUUUGCGGAAACUAUUAGUAUUCCAAAUGGUAAAGCUGAUACGAUAAAAGAAGCCAUCAUAGGAUUCCUGCACAAGAACCAGCUACCGCUAGAUAAACUUUGUGCCUUCGGCAGUGACGGUGCUGCAGUUAUGGUUGGGAGAAAAGCUGGGGUCUCCAGACAACUCCAGAACUUGGUGCCACAUCUCAUCUCUAACCACUGUGUUGCUCAUCGCCUAGCUCUUGCUGCUUCACAAGCCGCUGCCCACAUCAAGUACCUUGAUAAGUUUAAGAAGAUCGUCGAGCAACUCUUCAGAUUCUACAACUACAGUGCUGUACGAACAGCAUCCUUGAGGGAAAUUCAGACUGUCCUGAAUGAGCCAGCUGUGAAGAUCACUGAGGCCAAAGAUGUUAGGUGGUUGUCUCAUGAUAAGGCCGUGCGAGCACUGAGGCGUUGUCUUCCAGCAGUAAUUACCAGCCUUGAAUUUGAAGCCGCAAAAGGUGAUGCUCAGGCCCAGGGAUUGUCUUGCUUUGUACAACACUACGAGUUUGUUGCUGCUCUGCUCAUGAUGUCAGAUGUUCUGCCAGUACUCUCAGCGUUGUCACGUGCCUUUCAGACCCGAGAUGGUACAUACAGUCUGGUUGGUAGCCUAGUGUUGGGAACCAUUUCCACUGUGAAGACUCUGAAGGAAAACCCUGGGGAGCACUUUCACAGCCUGUCCACUGUGAUGUCAGACCUUGUUGAUCAGCCAUUCAAGUUCCAUCCCCCCACAGACAGAGAGACUGAGCACUUCAUGAAGAAUGUGUACAACCCUUUCUUCGACUCUAUUGUACAAAAUCUUGAGAAGAGGUUUCCAAAUAUCGCGGAGUUAGAGGCAUUCUCUGUAUUCAGUCCACAGCUAUGGCCAGAAGACAGUGAAGAGUUUGCCGAGUAUGGGAAAGAUGAGAUUCAGAUGCUGUCUGUCCGAUUCCAAUCAUCAUUAAAUUGCCAAGCUGAUGUACAGUCCGAAUUCCAGUUGUUGAAGAACACUGUCCGCAAUGACCAGAAACUUGUGCAAGAACCAGCCAGCAAGAUCAUGGAGACAGUAGCAGGGCCUCUUUCAGAAACACUUCCCAACCUGGCCAAACUGGCAUCUGUUGGUCUCAUUAUCCCAACCUCUACUGCUGAUUGUGAAAGGGGCUUCUCAGCACUGAAGAGAAUCAAAACUGACAUAAGGAAUCGUAUGAAGGACUGUACACUGAACUCUCUUCUGCAGAUAGCAAUCGAAGGCCCAGAGGUCAUCAAUUUUCCAUAUACCACUGCAGUGGACAAAUGGGCUGGUAGAAAAAACAGAAGACUAAAACUUUAAACAACAAAUUUGUGCAGUGCUAAGAUUGUGUUGUUUAUGUACAAUGAAUAUUGAGCAGUGAACAUUUUCAGAAGCUUAAAAUGGAUAGGUUAACAUUGUCAUUACUAAGCAGAUAAACUCUAAAGGAAUAGAAGACUGUUGUUUCAUGUAAUAUAAAUAGUAAGCAUUGUCAGAAACUUAAGUUUACAUUGUCUUCAGCAAUUAACUACAGAGGAAUACUUUCUCUAUUUUGUUCUUGUUGUGCAUGAAAAUGAUGCUUAUUAAACAUUGAAAAAAUCUCUGUGUUUUUCACUCUCAAAUGCACCAGAAUGCACCAAAAUUAGUUGUAAUAACACAAAAUUUC